Messenger RNA from Pseudogymnoascus destructans, 3561 nucleotides. RefSeq lists its product as uncharacterized. The record is from RefSeq and is a predicted model, not a curated record. The transcript has 2 exons. The coding region runs from base 616 to 3420 and encodes 934 amino acids. Lineage: Eukaryota; Fungi; Ascomycota; Leotiomycetes; Thelebolales; Thelebolaceae. Gene Ontology annotation, molecular function: protein-containing complex binding; protein binding.
GACUGCAAUUCUACUGAAACUGCGCUUCGUCCUCCACGCCUACACCACUACCCGACUGCUUCAAUUAUAUUAUUUCCCCCGUGCUGUUGCGUUGAUAUAGCUUCACUCUUCAUUCUCCAUUUAUACGCCUACGCAUCAUUGCCAUCAUCGUCGCUGCCACGUUCUUCCCGCCGCUGGUCUAUCGAUAACCCCACAAACCCCACAUCCGUCCCACUCCAGGCCUCAACAUCAAACCCUCAGCAAACCACGACCGCAGGCAGCGAGGGUUGAAGCUAUAUUGGAAGCUUGCGAGCUGCGAUUGCCCUUUCUACACCUCUCGAACGAGCACGACAGACGCGUUCUCGUGACACAGAAAACACCCGAAGCCGUCGUCGCCGCUUGGUGCGGACAGGAGACAGCGGGUCCCAGAUCCCGACACAUCGAACCUUCACGAGGAAACAUUGCCUGUCGAGCUCCUGCACGGUCUGCUUCACGUCCAAAGAGACUGCUGUGCCGGCUCCUAGCUGGCGGACAGCACGCCUGACGGGCGGCCAGACGGCCCUCGAUCGCAAACGGACAUUGUCUCCGUGGAUAGCACGACGACCUCGACACCACGAUCAGGACACCACGAUCAGGAUGAGACGGGGUAAAGGCAGCGGAUCGCCGUUUAGAGGCAGCGGCGCACCCAUACCUGAUUCGCUCUCCCUGAUCAGGUCUUUCAAUGUCGACACGAACCCCGCCAGGCCGGUGCGGCCUUCGCCACUCGGAGUGUCAAUGAUACCAGAUAUGCCGCUCGACUUGGUCGACCGUAUACGCUCCUUCCCUCUGUUCCUAUCGGCGCCCGACUCCUUCCUCGCAGCAAUUGGUAAACAUCUGCGACCUCAGGCCCACGCGUCGCACGAUCACAUCUUGACAGAGGGCGAUGACGCAAAGGCGAUGUACUGGCUCGUCCGAGGCGUUGUUGCCGUAACAUCACGAGAUGGUGAAGCUACCUACGCCGAAUUAAAGCCCGGAGCCUUCUUCGGCGAGAUUGGCAUUCUAAUGGAUGUACCGCGCACUGCGACAAUUAUCGCGCGAACAAAAUGUCUUCUCGUCGUGCUGAAGAAGGAAGAUCUACGCGCAGAGCUGCCUAAAUUCCCGGAGAUGGAGAAGGCCAUUCGCGAAGAAGCACAAGAGAGAUUGACCAUUUUGAAUAAGAAGAGGAAAGAGAGCGGAUUUGGACCGACGAUUUAUACAACGUUGCCAUCGCGCGGGGGAAAGAAUGCGGCAAGAGAGGCUGCACCCGGCGAGGUUUCGCUAGGCGACACGGGAUCUAUCGAGCAAGGCAGCGUUGUUAAUCAUAAGAAGAGAAAGUCACCUAGCCCAGGAGUUAUUGACGAUCCCACAUUGAGCGCGUUGGGCAGCGGGUUUGUUAGCAUUAGGAAGACAUUGAAGGAGCUACCUCUGUUCUCGUCGCUACCGCCGGAGAUUCUGCAUUUUCUUGGAUUGAGCGCUCAGCCGCGGACAUACCCACCGUUUACGGACAUAAUACAGCAGGGUUCUGUCGGAAAUGACAUCUAUUUUAUUGUGCGAGGAGAGGCGGAGGUAAUACGGAUGACGAUGGAAGAUGGCGAGAUCACAGAGAUGCUCGAGAGCUCCCGCAUGCGCCCGCGCCUAAAGCAGGGCCAGUAUUUUGGAGAAGUUGCGAGUCUAGCACUGGCACCGAGGCGGACGGCUACGGUGCGCGCGAUUACUGUAGUGGAAUGUCUAAUGAUUGGUGGGGAUGUUUUAGAAGAGCUCUGGAGGAGGUGUUUGCCUGAUAUCCGGAAGCAGGUUGAGGCAACUGCUAAGGCUAGAUAUGGGCGGCCAAAGGAUGAGGACGUAUUGAUGACGGGCGUCGAUAGUACAACGCCCUCUAUUAAGGGUCUCAAAAUUGCUGAUCGGUCGCCCAAGUCUAAGGUCCGGGAUCUUCCCCGGGUUACAUUUACACCAUCGAAGCCGCUCAGUCCACCGCACCAGACCAACCUGCUGGAGGAGAAAGACAAUGUUGAGUCAACAGACACGGACCCAGACCCAUUCCUAAGUAUUGAUAUGGAUAAUAUGAGGUCAAGAAUGAGCCGCCGGUCAUCGUGGGCACCGAUCCCUCCGGAAUUUAUAUCGUCUGAGAACGAAUCAGAGGAGGCAGAACCGCAGAUAACUCGAUUGCCAGGCUCAUCGCCACUAUCAUUUACACACCCAAUUACUCCGCCACAAGAGUCACAGUUAAGAUCAAAGAGGCCUCGGACUGUGCAUCGACGACCAAGCGAGUUCAGCCAAGGGGUACUACCCGACAAAGUUCUAGUCAACGUCUUCAAAAAUCUCGAUAUCUACCACCUACUGCGCCUCCGUCAGGUGUCCCUACACUGGCAGAAGCUCCUUUCUUUCUCGCACGAGCUCGCGCGCGAUCUCGACCUCUCGGCCUAUAGCCGCUACGUCAACGACCAGGUGCUUAUCGACGUCAUCUGCCCGUUCGUGGGUAGCCGCCCCCGCACCGUCGACCUCUCAAACUGCUUCCACAUGACCGAUGAAGGCUUCAACGCCCUCGUCGCCACAUGUGGUGCCAACAUGCAAUCCUGGAAAAUGAAAUCCGUCUGGGACAUCACCGCCAACGCCGUCCUCGAAAUGGCCAACACCGCCAAAGGCCUCGAAGAAAUUGAUCUCAGCAACUGCCGCAAAGUCUCAGACAACCUCCUCGCCCGCAUCGUCGGCUGGGUUAUCUCUGAACCUCCUCCCGGCGCCAGCGCCCGCGCCGCCUCCCGCAACAGAACCACCAACUCGCCCCCUGUAGGCACCGUCGUCGGAUGCCCGAAGCUGAGCCGCCUGACACUCAGCUACUGCAAACACGUCACUGAUCGCUCCAUGGCGCAUCUGGCAGUGCAUGCGCACUCGCGCCUGAGCAGCAUCGAUCUCACGCGCUGCACGACCAUCACGGACGGCGGGUUCCAGCAUUGGAGCAUGUAUCGCUUUGCGAAGCUCGAGAGGCUCAUCUUGGCGGAUUGCACUUACCUGACUGAUAACGCGGUGGUGUACUUGACGAAUGCGGCCAAGGGGCUGAAGGAGCUUGAUUUGUCCUUCUGCUGUGCUCUUUCCGACACCGCCACCGAGGUCCUCUCUCUUGGCUGCCCACAACUCCAAUCCCUCAAGCUCGCCUUCUGUGGUUCCGCCGUCUCUGACUCCUCCCUCCGCUCCAUCGGCCUGCACCUCAUCGAGCUGUCCCUGCUCAGCGUUCGCGGCUGCGUCCGCGUUACCGGCGUCGGCGUCGAGGCCGUCAUCGAAGGAUGCACGCGUCUGAAGGUGCUGGAUGCGAGUCAGUGUAAGAAUCUGGCGAGGUGGCUGGAGGGAGGUGGAGAGGAGAGGGCGAGAAAGCUGUAUAGACGAAGAGUUAGGAUUUUGACGGAGAAGGAAGGGAAUAGUUUGAGGUGAUGUGGACUUGACGGGGAGAGUGGUUUAGAGUGGUUUAGAGUGCUUUGGAUAGGGAUAACAAGGGAGCGAGGAGUUUUUGUCGUUGGGUUGGCGCUGAGAGGGGGUUUUGCUGCAUUUGUUUUGAUUUGGGAAGAGGGGGAG